AUGGACACCCAGAAAGAUGUUCAACCCCCAAGGCAGCAGCCAAUGAUAUGUACUUGGGGAGAGUGUCACACCAAAAAGGAAAUAAUAAAAUCCAGGCAUCCAAUCAGACGCAGAGAAUGUGGAUACAGAAUAAUGUACAAGAAAAGGACUAAGAGACUGGUGGUUUUUGAUGCUCGAUGAAGUGGGAAUUUAGGAAUGUUCGUGCAUUUGCCCCGUUGAUGUUUAUCUUCGUUGUAUAGCUUUUCACUUAGCUUACUUAAUGAAUACAACUGUAUACAUAGGGUUUCAUUUUAGAAAUGCAAUUGUAUUUUUAAUACUUUGUAUAAAGGAAAUUUCAGUUCAACAUAACUUCUAAUUUAUUGUUCUUGUAAUCUUACACACAAUGAAGAUUAAAAUUGUUUCCCAA
Molecule: messenger RNA, 406 nt
Organism: Acomys russatus (golden spiny mouse)
Lineage: Eukaryota; Metazoa; Chordata; Mammalia; Rodentia; Muridae
Product: DNA-directed RNA polymerases I, II, and III subunit RPABC4-like
Exons: 1
Coding region: 1-180 (59 amino acids)
Biological process (GO): DNA-templated transcription
Cellular component (GO): RNA polymerase II, core complex; RNA polymerase I complex; RNA polymerase III complex
Molecular function (GO): DNA-directed RNA polymerase activity; DNA binding; zinc ion binding
Source: RefSeq, a predicted model, not a curated record